This is a messenger RNA of Podarcis raffonei (Aeolian wall lizard), 650 nucleotides long. RefSeq names its product histone H2A type 2-B. Gene Ontology annotation, molecular function: protein heterodimerization activity; DNA binding; structural constituent of chromatin. Bases 68 to 457 code for a protein of 129 amino acids. Gene Ontology annotation, cellular component: nucleosome. Lineage: Eukaryota; Metazoa; Chordata; Lepidosauria; Squamata; Lacertidae. The record is from RefSeq and is a predicted model, not a curated record. The transcript has a single exon.
UUCUUUUCUUCUUAAUUGCAGUUUUAUUUUUUGUUGCGCCUCUGAGCGGAGCUGAGUCAGUGUCGCCAUGUCUGGCCGCGGCAAGCAAGGGGGGAAGGCGAGGGCCAAGGCGAAGUCGCGAUCCUCGCGCGCCGGCCUCCAGUUCCCCGUCGGCCGCGUGCACCGCCUGCUCCGCAAAGGGAACUACGCCGAGCGGGUGGGCGCGGGAGCCCCCGUGUACCUGGCCGCGGUGCUGGAGUAUCUCACGGCUGAAAUACUGGAGCUGGCGGGCAACGCUGCCCGGGACAACAAGAAAACGAGGAUCAUUCCCCGUCACCUCCAGCUGGCGGUUCGCAACGAUGAAGAAUUGAACAAGCUGCUGGGAGGAGUCACUAUUGCCCAGGGGGGAGUCUUGCCCAAUAUCCAGGCUGUUUUGCUCCCCAAGAAGACAGAGAGCCACAAGCCCAAAGGCAAAUGAGGAAGAAGCGGGCUUUUCCACCUAACAAAACCUAAAACAUCUGUGCAUCACAAAAAGGCUCUUUUAAGAGCCACCCACAAAUAUCAAAAAAGGCUGAAAGAAAUCACUACUAGUGAAAAUGCCUUCGUAAUGAAGUACCUUUCCCCCCCUCCCCCCGCAAAAAAGGGAAAGGAGCUUUUGAAUUUUGGGGGGA